CCGUGAUCCAAAAGUAAUGAAAAACAAUGUUGUAUCUCAUUAAUAUAAUUAUAAUCUCUGCCCUCGCGGUUUUAACACCGUGUUCCGCAGAGGAGCCGUGCAGAUCUUGUCCUUGCAUAAUCGUAAAUGUUUACUACACAGCUCUUGAUCCAGAAAGCAGAUCAGCAUUCAGAACACAAUUAGUGCCAGGAUAUUCCGAGUUCAGGAAUAAUCUAAUCAUGAAUCUUCUCCCCUUUGGAAACAGAAAAGUGCAGCUUGACGAGUUGAACCCAAACCAAAUAAUCUGUCAAAAAGGUCGUCCUGAAUGUCGCGAAGGUGUCGCCCAUGCCUGCGCAAUGGCGGUCAUCCACGAGGAAGAAACACCUCUCGAGACGAAACACUAUCUUUCGAUGAAAGUUAUCGGAUGUGCGAUGUCCAGUGAUAGCCCGGGAAUGAUCCAGCAAUACGAUUCAAUCAAGACUGAACAGAUUGCCCCAUCGGACUUGAAGAAAUCCAUCUGCGAUCGCUUUUCCGACGAAGAAAAACCGAUUACUUGUCUGAGAUGA
Messenger RNA from Fopius arisanus, 545 nucleotides. RefSeq lists its product as uncharacterized. Gene Ontology annotation, molecular function: oxidoreductase activity, acting on a sulfur group of donors, disulfide as acceptor. The record is from RefSeq and is a predicted model, not a curated record. Bases 27 to 545 code for a protein of 172 amino acids. Lineage: Eukaryota; Metazoa; Arthropoda; Insecta; Hymenoptera; Braconidae. The transcript is spliced from 4 exons.